Messenger RNA from Cicer arietinum (chickpea), 979 nucleotides. RefSeq names its product stem-specific protein TSJT1. The record is from RefSeq and is a predicted model, not a curated record. Lineage: Eukaryota; Viridiplantae; Streptophyta; Magnoliopsida; Fabales; Fabaceae.
CAUGAUACAUACUUCAUCUCAUUUUCAGUGAUUUCAUUCUUGUUUUUGAGAUAAGAAACUAGAAAGAGCUCAUAAAUAAAUAUGUUGGGUGUGUUCAGCAGCUCCGUCGUGUCACCGCCGGACGAACUCGUUGCAGCUGGCAGCCGAACUCCGUCGCCGAAGACGACCGCGGCGGCUCUGGUGAAGCGGUUCACUGAGAGCAACGCGUCGACAGUGUUGGUGGAGGCCGGAGAUCAUGUCCAGCUUGCAUAUACUCACCAAAACGAGUCGUCGUUGCAACCCAGAUCGUUUGGUGUAAAGGAUGAGAUAUUUUGCAUGUUUGAGGGAGCUCUUGACAAUUUGGGCAGCCUAAGACAACAGUAUGGACUAGCCAAGUCAGCCAAUGAAGUUGUUUUGGUGAUUGAGGCUUACAAAGCUUUACGUGACAGAGCACCUUAUCCUCCCAAUCAUGUUGUUGGUCAUCUAAGUGGCAGUUUUGCUUUCAUACUUUUUGACAAAUCCACUUCUACCCUCUUUGUGGCCUCUGAUCAAUUUGGUAAGGUGCCUCUAUUUUGGGGAAUAACUGCUGAUGGAUAUGUAGCAUUUGCUGAUGAUAUAGAAUUGCUUAAAGGUGCUUGUGGCAAGUCACUUGCUUCUUUCCCUCAAGGAUGUUUCUACUCAACUGCUGUUGGAGGAUUGAUGUGCUAUGAGAAUCCUAAAAAUAAAAUUACUGCAGUCCCUGCUAAUGAAGAAGAAAUCUGGGGUGCAACUUUCAAGGUGGAAGGUGCAACAGUUCUGGCAGCCAGAGAAUAGAGCUAUUUAUGAGUGAAUGAUUUCUGUAUUGUAAUUAAAUUAAAUUAAAUAGCUUUAGGAGUGUAACGUUUGUUCAUUAGAUGGAUAAGUUACUUUUUUUCUAUCAAUGUAUAGUUACAGUUAUGCUUUUUCGAUCUAAUAAAUCUGUUUGUGAUUGUGAGUUUAAUCGUUAGACUCAUUAAAAGAA